CCCCUCCUCGAUUCGCCAUGAAACCGACCCUCGGUUCCAUUUUCUUCAAGACAACAACUUAAGACUGCCGCCGCUGCUUCGUGCCGGUGUGGGAGCAUCUCAGCAUCCGACGACGGCACCGAGCCAAAAUUGUGGUAAUUUGUACGUGCACACAUAUCAUAUCUCAUGCGAGUGCAUCCUCGAGAGAACACACCCGAUCUGCUGCUCCAAUUACAUUUCCUACCAUGAGCACAGCCGCAGCCAUGGCCGUCGCGAGCACAGGCACCUUGACGACCGCCCCGUCGACGACGACGACACAGUGCUGCCCGAAGUGCGGAUUCGGCGCCGAUCUGCCGCCCUACGAAGAAACCCAAGCGGCCCUCCUCAACGCGCAGAAGCAGAUCGAAGACCUUCAAGCCCAGGUCCGCCUGCUCAACCAGAAAGCCACGGCCGCCGUUGACCGCUGGGCCGACUACGAAGACGAACUGGCCAAGCUGCGCGCCCAACUCCAGUCCCGUCCGCAAACCCCGUCCUCCUCCGCCCCGCCGCCGCCGCAGCAACAGCAGCAACAAAGUCACCAACAGCCCUCGACAGCAAACCAAUCCUCCCUCCCGACACCGCCCAGCUCGGCAGCCGGCCUGCCGUCUCCCUCGCCCUCGCGCUCCUCCUUCCUCACAACAAGCGCAGCAAGCCGCAUCUCGGCCCUCCUGUCGCGAAAAUCGCCUCCCACACCAGAGCCACCAUCACAACAACAACAACAACAUCAACAUCAACAAAAGCAGCAGCAGCAGCAGCAGCAACCGACACAGCUACAGCCACACCCCCCUCUCCAGCCUCUCCCGGCGCCGCACUCGCCCCCGGCCUCGCUGGCGGCACCGGACCUGCUGGCGGCGCUGGCGCGCGAGCAGGCGCUGCGGCUCGAGGCCGAGGGCCGGCUGAGCCAGACGAGCCGCGAGGUGGAGGAGCUGAGCGCGAGCCUGUUCGAGCAGGCCAACGAGAUGGUGGCGGCGGAGCGGCGGGCGCGCGCGCGGCUCGAGGAGCGCGUGAGCGAGCUGGAGCGCCGCGAGGCCGACAAGCGCCGCCGUCUCGAGCGCCUCGAGCGCGCCGUCGGCAGGAUCGAGCGCGUCAGGGGCGUCCUGGGCGAGGUGGACCGGCUGGGUAAGGAAUAGAGGCAGGCAGACAGACACACAAACAGAGAGAGAAAAGGGGGGGGCUGGUCUCGGGAAUUCAACUGAUUACGGAUUCCGGUAUCAGGGAGAAAAAUACCGAGAAAGAGAGAGAGAGAGAUUCAAAGAAAAGAAGGAAGCAAAAAGAGAAAGAUACUGGGCCACCAACGCUGAUGUCCAUGGAGAUGGGG
This is a messenger RNA of Thermothelomyces thermophilus ATCC 42464, 1336 nucleotides long. RefSeq lists its product as uncharacterized. The record is from RefSeq and is a predicted model, not a curated record. NCBI's taxonomy places the organism in Eukaryota, Fungi, Ascomycota, Sordariomycetes, Sordariales, Chaetomiaceae. The coding region runs from base 243 to 1148 and encodes 301 amino acids. Gene Ontology annotation, molecular function: guanyl-nucleotide exchange factor activity. Gene Ontology annotation, cellular component: cell tip; Golgi to plasma membrane transport vesicle. Gene Ontology annotation, biological process: exocytosis. The transcript has a single exon.